GGGAUGCAAAGGGCAGACAUUCAUUUAUUGUAAAGUUACUUUUAAAAUUUGGCACUUGUGAUCUCAAACACAAUUGGAAAGUUUGUUUGCAUUAACAGAGGUGCAUUAAUUGUGAUCUUCAGUGGAUGUGUAUAUGCAUAGCAGCAUGAUUGAUGGACAAAAAAAGUUAUUAGUAUCUUCUUAGUAUUGUGCUCUUGACAGUUCCUGGCACAUACAUCAUACAUAAAUGCACGUAGUAUACUGCAAUAUAACACAAUACACUCGAAAAAAAAAAAUUACUCCAGAUGUGAUUUAACAUUAAUAAAGGGCAUUUGCAAAAAGAGUAGGGUGAAAUAAAAUUGAAAUGUAUUGCUAGGUAAACGAUAUUGAUCACCCAACUUUACAAAUCAUAACGAUUUGUUUAUGAAUUCUCGGGCAAUCUGCCAUAUUGAUACUCAAAAAAGCCUGUUUUAGUAGCUUAUCUUGAGUUUUCAAGCACAGGAACAAAACAAUGACGUCACCCAGAUGAUUUUAGCAUGUUUUAGCCUGUAAUUUCUACAAAAUAUCAAUUAAGCUAAUUCAUAGUCCAAACAGAACAAUUUUCUUAUAUAUAUUAUUGUAUUUAUUAUUAAUGAAGAUUCAAAUAAUAACCAAGAAGUAUUUUAAAAUGCGGAAGUAAAAGUUAAAAACAUGUAUCAGAAGGGUUUUCUCAUAUGUACUAUAAUUGACCUUCCUACAAUUUUAAAUGCAUUUUGCAAUAGCAUUUUCACGAGUUCACAUGGAGCAAAGUCUGAUGGAUUUACCUUUAACAAAACAUUCCCAAUAUACUUUGUUAAAUGACACCAGAAAGCAAAUAAAAUCAAAUCAACCAGAUGGUUAACAUUCGCAGGCUUUGUCAAAGUCACCUUUUUGUUUAUCUUAAAAAGUGCAUUUUUUUUUUUUGUAUGUGUAGACUUUGGACACCUGUGCUGACUUUUUAAAUAUGGUGGACAACCCAUUUUUGUCUGUUUAUUUCUGUCUAUUUCCCCAUUUGUUUCUUUUGAAACCUUUUGCACUUUGUUUCCAAUGUACACCUGCUUUUCUGUAUUCUGCUCAAUGGAGGUGUGUUAGUCUGUUAAUCUUAUUGCUAGCUAUUGCAACUUAGCUCAUUCUAAACAGCCUUAGGGUUUUAAAUUAAGUGCUUUUCAGUGAAAAAAGUGUUAUAACUAAAAAAUCCUUUGUGUUGUUUUGGAGGCUUGAAAUGGUCUGCUCAAUUAAAGAAAAUAUUCACAUGAAAUAUCAUGAUAUCUGCUUUUGAAAUCCAUAAAAUAUUAAUUGAAUGUAAAACCAUUUGCAAUAAUCAUUAUAAUGAUAACAAAAUACUUAAAAUCUAUCAAAUCUAAGAAUAUAGGUUGUGCCUCAUAGUUUGUGUGUUUCAUUGUAUCUUUUUAUCACAAGGAUAUCUGCUGUAGGCCAUUUUAUGUGUAGUUCAAAGUGAUAACAUGUGAUUUAUGUCACAUGAGUAUAUAAUGCUUCACUAUAUGAUAUCCAGAUAUAUAAAAGCUGUGUUUGUUGAAUAUGCUAUUUAUUGAGCACCAGGCUUGCAUACAUUAGAUUUAAACUGGACCAGAGGGCUAAACCAAUUAAUUCAAGUUGCAUGGACUUUCUAUGUACAAAUUUAUGUAUAACAGACUGUCAACUGACAAUGACAUUUAAUGUUUUGUAAGCUCAAAAAGUAUGAAGCGAGCAGAGAAGAAGAAACUUGGUGGAGGCUAUGCCUUUAACGCCAUGUUUGGUGGCUACGCAGAUGUGGCAGCUUACUAUCACCCAAAUGAAGAAGAUGAGUCCAUAGAAGAACACAUUGCUCCUGAUUUGCUGCCAAUUUAUGAAAAACCAGAUCCAUGGAACUUGAGAUCACCCAUAGAAAAAGAUUUUGUGCUACUUGCCGAGUUUUCUGAAUUAGAAGGACCCAGACCUGUGUUAACCAUCCCCUAUGGCACAGGUGGGCAGUUUGACAAAAACAACUUUGCUGUCAAGAUUAUGUCAGUGGAUUACCACAACAUUUCAAAUAAUACAUUUACUGUGUCAGAUGAUACUCAAGUUAUGAUCCUGGAAAACCGAGAAGGAGUCUAUGCAUAUGUGCACCACUUCACACUCUACGAUAUACAUGCGCGUGGGUUUGUGCGACCUUUCUGCAUGGCUUAUGUAACAGCAGAUGAAAAUAAAAUGUUGAGUGCCUAUGAAGACAUGCUGAAUGAAUUUAGCAAGGUCUCAAAAUGUUUCUCCUAUGCAAAUAAACUUCUGUUCUUGAAAGACAUCAAACAUCAUAUAAAAAAUUUGGAACACACAAAAGAAUGUCUGCAAAAAUUAGAAGGGGAACCUCCAAAACCCAAUGAAUCUGACUCAACAGAUGAAAAUGAUGUUUUAUCAGAACUGACAAUUACUCAAGUUGAGAGUAUGAUUGCUGAGGCCAAGCAUAUUGAGAAGGUUAUCAUGCCACUGCUGACUGAUAAGAAAAUGGAACUAAAACUCAAACAGGCAGAAGACCGUUUUUUUAUGUCAAGAUCUAUGGAUUUUGAGGAAGAGCAUGAGAGAGAAGAAGAAAUUGUACAGGAAGAGAUCAACACAGAGGAAAAGAAAGAGGAUGUUAACUGUAUCAAAGAAACACCCAGAAGAAAAGCUUCAGUCUACAGUCUUUAUAGUGAUUACAAGCCCUGUCGUCUGUUUGAUGAGACCAGAGAAUAUCAGCCGCAGAUUCUUUCAAGUGCUUUCUUCAGGAAAAAAUUUGACAAACUGCUGCGAAACUUGCAUGAGCUUUGUCCUUGGGGGUCACAUAAUGCUCUUCGCAGGCUACGGUGUAUUCAGAGGUACUUUAGCAGAGAUCUGGCCACCCUGCAAAUAGAAAAGGAGGAGGGAACACUGAUAGAUCCUGCCGCUGGCCUCCUCACCAUAGGAAGAUGUGUGACAUUAAACUUUAUGCAGCAUUCAGGAAGGCUUGCAGAUGGAGGAUACGGAAUGUCCUUACCUUCCAACAACCUUCUUCGUAGAAGGCUUUCUGAAGACACGUUGGGCAGUUUUAAUUCCAGUGAAUCCUUCUACUCCAUCCAAGAUGACAGAGAGUCUGUCCAUUCUGGUGUUUCCAGUGCAGCAGAGGUUGCAUUUAUUUAUGCCAAUUCUUCUCAUUGUGAUGAACACAGUCCAAGAAACAGAUACAGCAUAAGUGAAGCAGAUGAUUACUUUGUCAUUAACUAUAAAGAAGGAGAUGUUUAUGAACCACCCAAAGCACGAGAGAGAUAUUUGACAGGAAGUAGUGCUGGAACAAGCAGUGAGCGUAGUUUUACGACUGCUACAGAUAUCAGUUUUGGCACAGAUGUUGACCAAGAUUUGUAUACUACAAGGAGAUCCUUCUAUGACAGAGCUAUAUCCAUGGACAGUAAUUGUACCAGUGAUGACCUCAUAUCAUCCUCACCCACAGACCUAGAAUCUAACAUAAGUCGAAAAGUUGCUGUGAUAAGUGCAGCUGACCACAUAUUCAGUCUGAAUUCCUCAUCUAUAGGUCAUGGUAUUCUGAAAGUUUUCCAAGAAUAUCGCUGCAGCCCAGAAAUCCUGGCAACUUUGCUGACAGGACGCCCUCUUGUUGUGCUUGGUGGUGCCAAAGAUGAAAAAGCUGUAACAGCCAUUGUCACUGCACUGUGGUUGUUUUUACCAGGUCAUACAAUUCCAAAUCAUGCUGUAGUGCCAUGUUUGAGCAAACCAAAACAAAUCAAGAUGGUUGACUUAGCUCACUUCAAACUACUUGGAAUGUGCCGCCCUGAACGAAGAACAAGCAGUCCUUUAGUGCCAAGUUCUGUUAGGAACUAUGUCUCUGUUCUGGAUAUUGAAAGAAAAAUGCUGACUGCUCCAGCUUAUAAAGGACACAUUAUUAAAGAUAUAUACAAACAGAGAAAGAUAUUCAAAACAGAAGACACUUACAUUCCAUUUGUCCACUGUGAACUUCUGGAGCUAGCCACCAGAGCAUUUAUUUACUAUCAUUGCUUUUGCCAGAAAGAACCCAGUAGUUUCCAAGACAAUGAUUUUGCUCAUCCUUUAGAAAGGGCCAAUGUAUACAACAUGAAGUCCACGGAGUUCUGUGAUACAAGAUUGAGUGUUCAUCCUGGAGAUGUACCAGUCAUUGAGUAUUUAUCUGAAAUUGUAAAAAUGCAGCAGUAUGAUGAAUGGGCAAGAUGUUCAUAUUCAGACACAUUGCCAACUUCUGUGAAGCUGGAUCUCCGAGAAUGCAAAGUGUUCAAAGCAUGAUUGGCAGGGAGAUUUUUAGAUCAUGCUGAUUAUGUGCUCAACAGACAAUUUUUGAAUUGUUAUAGCAAGACAAUUCUACCCACAAAAGAAUGCAAUUCCUGUAGAUUGACAUUUGAAUUAAUUUGCAGAAUUCAUGCAGUUUGUUGACAUUCUGAGGUAAAAUUGAAAUAUUGAUGAGAACAGGCAUUUUUAGUUGUUCAGAGGUUUUUUUUUUUUUUUUUUUUUUUUUGCAUAAUAAGACUUUAAAUUUGUGAUAAUAUUGUAAUUUGCGUGAUACUGUUUAAGAACUAUUAUUAGUAUAUCCUGAUUAACUUACAGCAAGGUGCUAUGAGGGAAAUCAUGCACAGGAGUCUCUAAGGCUAGUUUGCUGUAAAAAAAGCUGGGUUUUUAGAAUUACAACAGAAUCAUAUAAAAGUUAAGCAAUCAUUGUAUGCCUGUAAGAUACUGAAAAAUGGUGCUACUAGUA
Messenger RNA from Lingula anatina, 4720 nucleotides. RefSeq names its product guanine nucleotide exchange protein smcr8a. NCBI's taxonomy places the organism in Eukaryota, Metazoa, Brachiopoda, Lingulata, Lingulida, Lingulidae. Gene Ontology annotation, cellular component: guanyl-nucleotide exchange factor complex. The record is from RefSeq and is a predicted model, not a curated record. Gene Ontology annotation, molecular function: GTPase activator activity.